Molecule: messenger RNA, 3337 nt
Organism: Tachyglossus aculeatus (Australian echidna)
Lineage: Eukaryota; Metazoa; Chordata; Mammalia; Monotremata; Tachyglossidae
Gene: TNFRSF21
Product: TNF receptor superfamily member 21
Exons: 6
Coding region: 286-2301 (671 amino acids)
Biological process (GO): negative regulation of T cell proliferation; negative regulation of myelination; humoral immune response
Molecular function (GO): protein binding
Source: RefSeq, a predicted model, not a curated record
CCGGCGGCCCUGUGCGCCCCGGCCAGCCCCCGGCCGGCAGGGCAGGAGGCCGGCGCGGAGGAGGAGGCCGGCGCGGAGGCGGAGGCGGGUCCCGGGCGCCCCGGAGGGCUCCGCGCCGGGCAGGUGCUGACGGGCUCCGCAGGACCGACCGAGCGACCGGAGGACCGACCGAGCGACCGACCGGCGGACCCAAGCGUCCUCGGGCCCCCGGGCCCCGCAGGCCAAGGUGGAUGCGGGGGCGGCCGGACCCGGGCCCGGGCCUCGCGGGGAGCCCCCGGAGCCGACAUGGGGGCUUCUGCCGCCAGCGACCCCCGCCUCUCCUCCCCCACCUCCUCCUCCUCGUCCAGUACAGCCCCAGCAGCAGCAGAGUGCUGGCCGCCCCCCGCCCGGCCCAGACCCGCGGGGGUCGCCGUCGCCUUCCUCCUGCUCUUCUUCCUUGGCACCACUAAGGCCCAGCUGGACCAGCAGACUCCCGAACUGGACAACAUGAAUCUCAUCGGCACCUACCAGCACGUGGACCGUGCCACUGGCUAUGUGCUGACCUGUGACAAGUGCCCCGCGGGCACCUUCGUGUCCGAGCACUGUACCAACUCCUCCCUGCGGGUCUGCAGCAGCUGCCCACCGGGGACCUUCACCCGGCAUGAGAACGGCAUAGAGAAGUGUCACGACUGCACUAAGCCCUGCGAGCCGCCCAUGGCGGAGAAAUCCUCCUGCACUGCCUUGAAUGACCGUGUGUGCGCUUGCCCACCGGGCAUGUUCCUGGCCAAUGACACCUGUGUCCCCCACUCGGUGUGUCCCACCGGCUGGGGCGUCCGGAAGAAAGGGACGGAGACCGAGGACGUGAGGUGCAGGCCGUGCGGGCGAGGGACCUUUUCCGACGUGCCUUCCAGCGUGAUGAGGUGCAGGGCCCACACGGACUGCCGGGGCCAGAACCUAACUGUGGUUGCUGCGGGGACAAAGGAGAAGGAUAGCAUCUGCGGCCCCCCUCUGGUCCUCCCCGGGGCAGCUGCCUCUGCCGGCUCCAAGCUGGUGGAAGAUUGGAAUGGCCCUUCUCCCACUUCCAUUCCCCAAGGUGUGAAUAGGACAGAAGCCACACUUCCCGCCCCCACCAGACCAAAGGUGUUAAGCGCCGUCUCCCAGCCGCCAACCUCCCCCAACGUCACCUCAGGCCCCGCAACCAGGGAGGAGGACCGGACCAUCACCGGCCCCGGGGCCAGUGGCCACCAGCAAAACCAUCACCACAGCCACAUCCAGACGGGCCCGAGGCCGCUGCCCCCGCAGGAGGCCAUGGGCGGCGAGAGGUCCAACGUGCCAGCCAAAGUCCCCAAGAGAGGGUCCCCCCGGCAGACCGCGCACAGACAUUUCGACAUCAACGAUCACCUGCCCUGGAUGAUCGUGCUUUUCCUCCUGCUGGUGCUCGUGGUGAUCGUGGUGUGCAGUGUACGCAAGAGCUCCCGCGCGCUCAAGAAGGGGCCCCGGCAAGAUCCCAGUGCCAUUGUGGAGAAAGCUGGGCUCAAGAAGGCCACCGCCCCAUCUCAGAAUCGCGAGAAAUGGGUCUAUUACUGCAAUGGACACGGUAUCGACAUCCUGAAGCUCGUGGCAGCCCAGGUAGGGAGCCAGUGGCAGGAUAUCUAUCAGUUCCUGUGCAAUGCCAGUGAGCGGGAGGUGGCGGCUUUUUCCAACGGAUACACGGCAGAUCACGAGAGGGCCUACGCGGCCCUGAGGCACUGGACCAUCCGGGGGCCAGAAGCCAGCCUCGCUCAGCUGAUUAGCGCUCUUCGCCAGCACCGGCGCAACGAUGUCGUGGAAAAGAUCCGCGGGCUCAUGGAAGACACAGCUCAGCUGGAAGGGGACAAGCUGGCUCUGCCGACGAGCCCUGCUCCACUCAGCCCCAGCCCCAUUCUCAGCCCCGGCCCGAAGGCCGACAACGUGGCGGCCCUAGCUGUGGACCCAUCCCCUCUGGACAAAAACAAGGGCUUCUUCGUCGAUGAGUCGGAACCCCUGCUACGCUGCGACUCCACCUCCAGUGGGUCAUCGGCUCUGAGUCGGAACGGGUCCUUUAUUACCAAAGAAAAGAAAGACACGGUUUUGCGUCAGGUGCGCCUGGACCCCUGCGACCUGCAGCCCAUCUUCGACGACAUGCUCCACAUCCUGAACCAGGAUGAACUCCACGUGAUCGAAGAGAUCCCACAGGCAGAGGACAAGCUGGACAGGCUCUUUGAGAUUAUCGGAGUCAAGAGCCAGGAAGCCAGCCAGGCCCUCCUGGACUCAGUCUACAGCCACCUUCCUGAUCUCUUGUAAGACACCAAGGACUCCAGGGUCCCUCCGGGUCCCUUGGGGCUGAUGGCCCACGUAGUGGAGGCAGGGUGGGGUUUUUGAGAGAAUGCGGCCAGUAUUUCCUGCAAUAUUGGUUUCCCCUUUUCCUUGGACUGAUUUGUGAGGAAAGGGAUAAGUGUGCAAAGCCUUUCCCAGGUUUCACUUUUCUUUCUUGCAAAAAUCAGAAACCCUGUCUUUAUUUCCCUGGGCCCACUUUUUGCAUUUCCCAAUGUCCCUUGCACUUUAAAUUCUCAUGAACUGACCAUAAAUUCAGUGUGAUUUCCUGCACUGGAUUGGGAUGUUCUGAAAAGGUUUUUUGUUUUUUUUUCAAUUUAACAUCAUAUAUGUCAUUCCCAUUUCAAGUCUGGGACUCUUUUGACUCCCUCUUGCCCUUUCUUCCCUAUUCCCCUUAAUUUUCCAACAUAGUUCUAUUGUUUUAUUUUUUUUAAUUUUCCUCCCAGUGGAGAGAUGCAAGACUCCACAUUGGGUUGUACCCCCUACCUGCUUUUUCUUGAGUUACCUUUCUACAGCAUCCUAUUUGCAUAAUUCUCCUCCAUGGCCAAAAUCCGUCUGGCCCUGUGGUUUAUCGUACGGAUUUCACCUGGACGGUAACAUCUAGAACCUUCGACAUCACCCCUCCAGGCUUCACGACCUGAAAACGCCAUCUUGGUAGGGGGCAGAGGAGUAAUCAGAGAUCUUUUGACCUCACCAAGCUCCAGAAAGUCAAGGCACAGUCUUAAUAUUCCGAAAUGUUCCAGCUAUGCUUCUCAAAGCCAUCUUGGUUUUUCUACCUGCAAAAGCCGAGGGGUCAGCCGUUCCUUCUGUCGCACCUCACUUUUAUUCAGAUGGAUGCAGCUUUUUGAACUCUCGUCUCCAAUAUAUUUGCAAUGAUGAUGCUCCCAUUAUGAACGCAGUCUGUCAUGUGCAAAGGGGCUGCCCUGGGAGGGAGUGGGACUGAUAUGGGAAAAAAAGCCUUCACGUAUACUAAUUUAUUAAUAAAUAUUAGGUGUUUGUUACUUGA